CUGCUUUGACGUUUGCUGAGGGUGCCGAAAAGUUUGUUUAUGUUUCUUCUUUUUCCAAUUUUGUUGCACGGAGUAAUCAUAAUGCAAAAAUGCAACAUUCAAUGGAAUUUCUCGGAAGAGAUUUGAGUUUUUAUUAGAAUACUUAUGUCAUAGGUACAAGUCUGGCUGUGAUAAAGCGUACAACACAAAAACGACUCGCAAAAAACUCAGCAAAACAAAGUGCAACAGCUGCAUCAAAAUCCAAACUUUGAGCUAGAUGUGGUGCAAUAUAGGAAGUAAUUUGCCUUCGAUAAAGCACUGAAAUGGUCAUCUCCCGGCUGAAGCAUUACCCGAACGUUUGCCGACUAUGCUUCAAGUUGCCAGAUCUCACAACAGACACGAUGGUCUCAAUCCACACAAGUGACGAUCUGUUUCACGGAACCGUAGAAGAUCAUAUCUCGUCUCUUACGUUUGAUGCAAAUGAAAAGUCCCAGCUUUUUCCGCAGCAGAUAUGCCAACCAUGCUUAGAGAGACUACGAUUGCAUGCAAAGUAUCUAAACAAUGUUAUGAACAUUUCCUUGCUGAUGUAUGCUAUAGCGGAGUUGAAACAUGCUAGAAAUAGAAUUCCUUUAGAAGGCCUCUUCAGAAUGAAGGGAGAUUUUAUGCAAAAACUUUUUGAAGAGCUACAACUCGACUACGGUGUCGAGACAUGUGCAGCUGAUGUUAUAAAUGAAAUUUUGGAACAUGAAAGGGAUCCGAACACUAAAUCGAACACAAACAAUCUAAAUGACCUUGCAAGUGAUAGCGUAACGAUCAUUGUAGACCAGAUUCCGUUGGUAGAAGUGAAUGAACUUCGUGAAAAUUAUAGAGUGAUAUAUCCGGAAGUUGAUCAAUCUAAACCUAACUCAAGCGAUCUAGAGGAUCUUGGAAAUGCUACUAUCUUCCUGAACGAGAUCGCACUUGGAGAAGAAAACCAACAUGCUAGCGAUCAAUCACCAAGCAUUGUUGAGAAAAUUGUGGAUGAUCCGGAGCAUGCAGAAGAAGCAGUCGACUCCUGUAUAAAUCCAAAUUCUACUUUGAACAAAGAUUUCCUGGGCUGUGCCAUCAACAUAAACGAGAUCGCGUUGGGCGAAGAGAUCGAACUUGCCGACGCUCAAAGCAAAUCGCCCCAGAAGCGAAGGCGGGGCCGACCCCGGAAGGAGAUCAAAACGUUGUGCUGUCGGAUGGCAAACUGUACCGCAGUGUUCCACGACAAGAAAGCGUACGAUCAUCACCGCUGGACCGCCCACAAAACGUUCGUCUGUGAGGAGUGUGGCCUCAAGUGGGCGUCGAAGCCGGGCCUGGAUAACCACCGGGCACGGCACAAGAACGAAGAGGAGUUCCAGUGCGAGUACUGCAAGCGGCUGUACAACGUGAAGGAGGACUUGAACCACCACAUCAAGAAGAUACACCUGGCGAGGGAAAAGUUUCGCUGCGAAACGUGCGGGCUGGAGUUUAAACAUAAAAUUACGUUUGAUGCACACAAGCUCACCCACAAGGACGAGUUCGGAUUUCCUUGCACGCAAUGUGACAAAAAAUUCAAGGCUAGACGUCUAAUGCACGCCCACAAGUACCGGGUUCACAAGGCACCGUCCCACAUUUGUGACGAGUGUGGCAAAGCGUUCCGCAGUCGGUUUGUGCUGUUAGAUCACAUCGAGAUUAUCCAUGGCAUCCAAAUGCGCUUCACAUGCGACGUUUGUGUCGAAGUGUUCGACGAUAAAGAUCAACUGAGCGUUCACAAGUCACGCCACCGAUCCCCGUCACAGAUGGAAUGCGGCACCUGUCUGUUGGUGUUCAACUCCAAGGAUCAAAUGUUCAACCACCUGUGCAUCACGUACCGAAAAGAUUAUAUUUGCUGCGGCAAGGAUCACGGCCAUCACAAGACCUACAACAAGCACCAGCUCGUGAAGCAUGGCGUCAGGGUGAACGUGCGGGUGAAGCCAAAGUCGAAAGAACUCGCUGGAAAGUUGCGCGCGAAAAGGAAACGGUUGGAAACAUGCCUCAAGUGUGAAAAGGUCUUUCCAAACAGGCAGGCAAAGCAGCGACACGAGGAUAAAUGUGGCACGGAUUCGGGUGAAGAUUCAUAGGAAAGACACCGAUUUCUGGUAGCUCCAUGCUAUAUGCUUAGGCGGGCCCAGACAAUGCCCAAUGACCUCGGGUGAUGCUACAUGUUUCGAUGUUUCCCUAACUUCAAUAAUUGCUUACUUUUUUUAAUUGGGUACUAAA
This is a messenger RNA of Culex quinquefasciatus (southern house mosquito), 2244 nucleotides long. RefSeq names its product zinc finger and SCAN domain-containing protein 12. Gene Ontology annotation, molecular function: RNA polymerase II cis-regulatory region sequence-specific DNA binding; DNA-binding transcription factor activity, RNA polymerase II-specific; zinc ion binding. The record is from RefSeq and is a predicted model, not a curated record. Lineage: Eukaryota; Metazoa; Arthropoda; Insecta; Diptera; Culicidae. The transcript has 5 exons. Gene Ontology annotation, biological process: regulation of DNA-templated transcription. Gene Ontology annotation, cellular component: nucleus. The coding region runs from base 303 to 2105 and encodes 600 amino acids.